Quercus robur (English oak) is the source of this 1436-nucleotide messenger RNA. RefSeq names its product soluble inorganic pyrophosphatase-like. Lineage: Eukaryota; Viridiplantae; Streptophyta; Magnoliopsida; Fagales; Fagaceae. Gene Ontology annotation, biological process: phosphate-containing compound metabolic process. Gene Ontology annotation, molecular function: inorganic diphosphate phosphatase activity; magnesium ion binding. The record is from RefSeq and is a predicted model, not a curated record. The coding region runs from base 569 to 1216 and encodes 215 amino acids. Gene Ontology annotation, cellular component: cytoplasm. The transcript has 9 exons.
UUGGUUAUCAGCUUUGUUAAUAAUGCUUUACCAACUUUUUUAUUUUAUUUUUUAAGCUAAUAAUUUAUUAUGUUGCCCAUGUUUGUGAGCUCUAUAAGGAUUUUUACUAAUUGGGUUAAAUGUUGAGUGCUUAUUCAUGAUAUUUUGGGCUCUUCUUUGUGAUUUUAUUUAUGAUUGUUCUACUUGGGUUAGAUGACAAGUAAAUUAUUCAAGAAAUGUUGGGUUCUUCUUUGAAAUUUUGUUUAUGCUUGUUCUUGAUGGUGCAUGAUGUUUUCAACUACUAAUUGAAGUACCUUUGCCAGAAUUAUAAAUAUUGUGAAUCUGCUGAUGAUCAAUUUAGUUAAUCUGUUUUGCGAAAUUACUCCUUGUGUAUCAGUUAGUUUCUGGUGGCUGUAUUUUGAUUAGACUUUGGGUUCGUAAUAAUUUUUUUUAAGGGUCCUUAUUGCACCAUCUGCGAAGAUCUGGGUAAUGUUCGCUUGUUAACUUGGAAAUCUAGCAGUCUCCACUUGUUCUUGUAGUUUUUUGGGUGUGAUUUAUCACUUAUUUGAAGGUAUUGUAAAGGUUAAACAUGGCUAAAAAUGGUGGAGAAGCGAGUGGGAGAACUUCGUCGGGGUUCCCACAGGUGGUUCUCAAUGAGAGGAUCCUUAAUUCAAUGUCCCGAAGAUCUAUAGCUGCUCAUCCUUGGCAUGACUUGGAGAUUGGACCAGGUGCUCCAUCGGUUUUCAACUGUGUUGUUGAAAUUGGAAAAGGCAGCAAGGUUAAGUACGAGCUUGACAAGACAAGUGGCCUUAUAAAAGUUGAUCGUGUUCUCUACUCAUCUGUUGUUUAUCCACACAACUAUGGUUUCAUCCCACGAACAAUUUGUGAAGACAGUGAUCCCAUGGAUGUCCUGGUACUGAUGCAGGAGCCUGUGCUACCUUGUACUUUCCUUCGUGCUCGUGCUAUUGGAUUAAUGCCUAUGAUUGACCAGGGUGAAAAGGAUGACAAAAUCAUAGCAGUAUGUGCUGAUGAUCCUGAGUUCCGCCAUUACAAGGACAUCAAGGAGCUUCCUCCACAUCGGCUUGCUGAAAUCCGCCGUUUUUUUGAGGACUACAAAAAGAAUGAAAACAAGAAAGUUGAUGUGGAAGACUUCCUGCCAGCUGAGUCUGCCAUUGAAGCCAGCAAGUACUCCAUGGACCUGUAUGCAUCCUACAUUGUUGAAAGCUUGAGGCAGUAACUUACCUGGAAACUAAGUAGAAUGGCCGUGACCAUUAAAUUAUGAUGGGUUGAUAGACUUCUUGCUGCAUGCCUGUCUCCCAAGUUUUAUAUCACUUGCAUAAAACAUUAGUAAUGUUGGUAUGAAUGGUGCUUAUGCCGCACCUUUAAUACUAUCAACUUUUCUAUAAAUGUCUGUAUUGGAUCCUGCUUCUGGGAAGAGAAAUAUUAAUUUGGGUUUA